Messenger RNA from Lymnaea stagnalis (great pond snail), 2879 nucleotides. NCBI's taxonomy places the organism in Eukaryota, Metazoa, Mollusca, Gastropoda, Lymnaeidae. The record is from the annotation of a GenBank genome assembly.
GUUUUUUCUGACAUAAAAAAAAUAUAUAUAUAUAUAUAAUUAAAUUCUUGUGCUGAAUAAUACAUAUUUUGUGUUAAAUAGAUGAAUAAUUAUAUAACUUUUGUCCACAUUAACCUUAAUAUUUAUAACAUUAAGAAAAGGGCUAAAUAUUGCUUAAUUAUGGAAAACCCAUCUAGAAAUAUUUUAUAAUGUUUCGAAAGAAAAGAUCGUCACAUGACUUAUGUUUACAUUCGAGAUAGUGAUUUAAGACGACUCGUUACAGUUGACAAUACUAAAGGUGUAAAUAAUUAGAAGAUGGAUUCGUACAAAACUGUGGUACAAGGAGAAGCAUCGGAAUCUGAAGAUGAUGAAGAAUUAGAAAUCGAUGUUAGUUUUAGAUAUAUUUAAAGUUAAACACAUUUAAAAGUAGUUUAAGUUUAAAUAUGGAAAACCCCUCUGACACAACUACUUCACUACUAACUCACACACACGCCUCCUGUGACAGUUUGACUCAAAUCGUUCUGCCAUUUCUCAGACUGGUCAUCCAGUCCACUUUCAAAUUAUUCAAUUUAAAAUCAAUCAUUCAUUAAUAAAUGAUUCAAAAUAAUCUAAAAAGUAAUUUCUUUCUGACCUUCUGAUCUUUGCUUUCAAUAGAGUAUAGAGUGACUUGAGUCAAUGCCCAUUUUCUUUUCAUUUUUUAUAUUUUUUAUUAUUUAUGUAUGAUAAUGAUAUAAAUUUAUGUAAAUUUAAUUUAUAAUUGUAUAUAUAUAAAUGUUUGGCUAAUUUGGAGAGAUAAAAUCAUUUGCGUGUUCAUUAUAGUUGCAGUGCAUAAGGGUUCAGACUAGUAGGUUGAGGGAUAAAUUUAGGGUUCAGGUUAGGUUUAGGGAUACAUUUAGUUUAGGUUUAGUGACACAAUUAACUGGUCUUGUCACCCAAGAUGGGGGCCAUGUGGCCAAAUUUUAAUUUUUUUGUUGUACGGAUUACUGAUGAAGUCAUUUGCCUAAACUGCCUUUGAAUUUGUAAAGGCUAAUAUAUUGUCAAUUGAGACAAUUGUCUAUUCAUAAUGAAAGGCAUAGGUUUACAUUUUUUUUUUAUUUACCCAAAUGAAUCUCAUUAAUAUACUUAAAAGCUUUAUUGCAGUCCAAAACACUCACACUAAUUUAAAAUUAUUAUUCAAUUUAUUUUUUAUUACUAACGUCAGUAACGUAAUACCAUAAUUUGUCAUGACUAAUAAUGUAAAACAUUUGUGAUUCAAUUUAUCAAUUAUUAAAUGCUUAAUAAGGUAACAAUUGUUCAAUUUGAAAUAUGCUUCAUAAAUGAUUAACCUAUCAGAAUCAGAGUCUAUCUCUUUCCAGGAUAAACCAAAUGCUGUUGUUGUCGCAGGAGAAGCUUCUGAAUCUGAGGAAGAAGAACUUGAUACAAGUUUAUCAACAUCUAGGAAAGAUAUUCCUCCUUUGAAGUGCAAGUUUUAAUUCAUUUUGUUUACAAUUAACAUAUCUCUUAUUACAGUUUUAUUAUCAAAUAUUUUCACACAAUCAUGUCAUUGAAUUUAUUAUUGCACCAUAUUUCAGAAUUGCUUUUUAAAUAAUUUUUAAAUAAAAGUCUCAAAUUUGAGCUUCCGUUCACAGGCCUUAACCAUUAAUCAGGCAGGACUAAAAUGAAAUAAUAAAAUUAUCAAAUACAACUUCAAAAAGACAAAAGAAAAGUAAGUGUGCGCACAAAUGUCUGUAUCAAAUAAUAAAAAAAAUUCCCAAAUUUGCUAGAUAAAGAAUACAGUACAACACACAAAAAAUGGGUUACUGGAAAUUUGUGUGCAAGAAUUUUUGUUGAAGGAAAAUUAUAGACAGAAGUGUAGUGAAAUAAAAAUUUGGUAGAACUGACUUUUGGUCAAAUGGAACUGGUCGACAAAGAAGUUUGGUUGGACAGAACUUUGGUCAAUUUUUUAUUGAUUUUUGUUUUUAAGUUUUCACAUUUCCAAAGUAUCAUCUCACUGCUCUCAACAACUAGUUUUAUUUUUUUGCUUUUAAAAAGGUCAUUUUUAAUAAGGAGGCCAUUUUGAGUUGCCCUAACCCUAAGGCCUACCCAUUGGGUUGAUACAACUAAUUACCUUUAAUAAAUAGCUUUUGUUGUUAGAAAUUCAUUGUUGUUCCGCUUCACAAAUUCAAAUGAGAUUAUAUGAUAUUCCAUAAAUAAAAAUGUUUAAAUGAUAGCAAAACUUAUCGAGAGUAUGCAUUUUCCAAAACUUUUUAGUUGUUGUUUUCCUAUUUUUACUUAAUUCCCCAAUUAUUAAAUAAUUAGGCUAUUUACAAUGUUUUGUAUUUUUUAAAAUCAAGCAAAAUUCUAUUCUAUUCUCCCCAUUUCUCACUCACAACUCUUAGACUUAACAACAUUAAAAAAAAUGUGUAACAUUUGAACAAAAUUUUGUUGGGUCAAACUUUUGUUCUAACAAAUUUCCCUCGCAAGUCUAAGACUUAACAAUAGCAAACAACCAAAAAAAAAAUAUUUCGUUUCAACCAAAUUUCUGUUCCACCAAAUUUCCAUUCCACCAAAUUUCAAUUUUACCAAAAUUAUGUUCAAACAAAGUCCCGCCAAUCAAUUUUACAUCUAACAAAUUUAUUACAAACAAAUUUCUGGAUACCGUACGAAUAAAAUUAGCAGUUUGAAGAAGUCUUGAUUAGAGUAAUUAGACCCAUUUGAAUUUCAAACUUUUGCACAGUAUUGAAAUGUGCAUGUAAAAUUUAAAGAUGUGUAUUGUAUCUUAUUUUGUUGAUUUAUGACCAUUAUUUUAUUUCCCCAUUUUUCUUAGUGUCAGAGCAUUCAAUUUCAUUUGAGUCUAUUGAUGACAUAUCUAGUGUUCCAACUCUUACACUUAAACAAGCUGGACGACCAAAAUAUGAUAC